Messenger RNA from Antrostomus carolinensis (chuck-will's-widow), 1164 nucleotides. RefSeq names its product ETS translocation variant 3. The annotation marks the transcript as partial. Lineage: Eukaryota; Metazoa; Chordata; Aves; Caprimulgiformes; Caprimulgidae. The record is from RefSeq and is a predicted model, not a curated record. The transcript has a single exon.
UUUAACUCCUUGCUGACUGUGCUCUUAACCCUCUCCUGUAUUCUUCUCCCUGUUUUAUUCCCUCCCUCCUCUCUCCCUACCCCAGGUGUCGUGCCGCAGAGCGCUCCUCCCGUCCCCACGGCUUCAUCCCGUUUCCAUUUCCCACCAUUGGACAGUCACUCUCCAACUGAAGAUGCUCAACCCAGUCGAUUUUCUGGUGCUUCUUUAGUUCCAUCUAACCCAGAAACAUUGGGUGAUGGUGGUGAGAGGAAACCAGAUAUACCAGAGCUGGAAGAUGGUUCCUCAGAUUGGCGCCGUGGCGUUGAUCUCAUGGCUUCACGGAACGCCAACGUGGGUGCCGGUAACGUCAACCAUCAGAAACGCAAACCUGAUAUCAUGCUCCCUCUUUUCACCAGACCCGGGAUUUACCCGGAUCCUCACAGUCCUUUUGCUGUUUCUCCUUUACCAGGACGUGGUGGGGUCCUCAACGUUCCCAUUUCUCCUGCGUUAUCCUUGACUCCCACUCUUUUUUCCUAUAGUCCUUCUCCUGGUCUCAGUCCUUUCACAGGUAGCAGCUGCUUCUCUUUUAACCCCGAGGAAAUGAAACACUACCUGCAUUCACAAGCUUGUUCUGUUUUCAACUAUCACCUGAGUCCGAGGACUUUCCCCCGUUAUCCUCUCAUGGUGCCACCACUACAGUGCCAAAUGCCCCUGGAGGAACAACCUCAGUUCCCCAUCAAGCUACAACCACCACCCGUGGGGAGGAAAAAUAGAGAGAGACUGGAAAGCACUGAAGAACCGGCGACCCCUCAACUGGCUACUCCUCCUCCUCCUCUUCCUCCCAGGGUUAAGGUUGAACCCACUAUGGAAAAAGAGGCAGAACUUGAAGAACCAUCAACAAAAGGCAAAGACAAAAAUGAAAGAGAGGAAAGUUCUGGCGUGGCAACCAGCCUGGAAGAAGAGAAAGGGCCUGUGUUUGCCAGACCAGCUGCACCAUCGUGGCACCCAAACCUACCGGCACCCAGCCAAGCCGGUUUCUCAACUGAAGAAUCACAAGAACAAGGAGAAAACAACGGAGAAAAAUCAUCUCGAGAUUCUAUGGGAGAAUCAGGAGCUCAAGAAAAAAGAGAAGAUGCUUUGAUGCCUCCAAAACUACGUCUUAAACGUCGUUGGAACGGUGACCGA